AUGUUAGCUGUGGGGCCUAUGGAGGGCACCCGGCAGAGCGCGUUCCUGCUGAGCAGCCCGCCCCUGGCUGCCCUGCACAGCAUGGCUGAGAUGAAGACCCCACUGUACCCGGCCGCCUACCCACCGCUCCCGACGGGGCCCCCGGCUUCCUCUUCCCCUUCUUCCUCCUCGUCGUCUUCGUCGUCCUCCUCGCCCUCCCCACCCUUGGGCGCCCAUAACCCCGCCGGCCUCAAACCCUCCACCUCUGGGGGGCUCUCGUCUCUGGGUAGCCCCCCACAGCAGCUCUCGGCUGCCACCCCGCACGGCAUCAACGACAUCCUGAGCCGGCCCUCCAUGCCCCUGACCUCCGGGGCCUCCCUGCCCUCUGCCUCGCCGUCCGGCUCCUCCUCUUCUUCCUCCUCUUCUGCCUCCUCUUCUGCCUCUUCUGCCUCCUCCUCUUCUUCCUCCUCCUCCUCAGCAGCAGCCGCCGCAGCCGCUGCAGCUGCAGCCGCAGCUGCCUCUUCCCCGGCGGGGCUGCUGGCCGGCCUGCCUCGCUUCAGUAGCCUUAGCCCCCCGCCUCCUCCCCCUGGCCUCUACUUCAGCCCCAGUGCCGCCGCAGUGGCUGCUGUUGGCAGGUACCCCAAGCCCCUGGCGGAGCUGCCUGGCCGGACCCCCAUCUUCUGGCCUGGGGUGAUGCAGAGCCCUCCGUGGAGAGAUGCCCGGCUUGCUUGCACCCCUCAUCAAAGUUCAAUUUUGCUGGACAAAGAUGGGAAGAGGAAACAUACAAGACCCACGUUCUCAGGACAGCAGAUUUUUGCUCUGGAAAAGACUUUUGAGCAAACAAAAUACUUGGCGGGACCUGAAAGAGCGAGGCUGGCUUAUUCUCUGGGGAUGACGGAGAGUCAAGUCAAGGUUUGGUUCCAGAACCGUCGGACCAAGUGGAGGAAGAAACACGCGGCCGAGAUGGCCACAGCCAAGAAGAAGCAGGACUCCGAAACGGAGCGGCUGAAGGGGACCUCGGAGAACGAGGAGGAAGACGACGACUAUAACAAGCCUCUGGACCCCAACUCCGACGAUGAGAAAAUCACCCAGUUGCUGAAAAAACACAAGUCUAGCAGCAGCAGCCUGCUCGUGCACACGUCAGAGAAUGAAAACUCCUCUUAAAGUCACCACUUGCGCAGUCCUGAGCAUCCCACGCCGCCCCGCCCCAAGCCACCUCAUCCCCUCCUUUUCACCUCAUCUCCUCAUUUCACCCCAGCCCGGCCCAAUCUCAUCCUGUCCCGUCCCUAGUGGUGAGAAUGCCAGUUCGCCACGCACUCACCGCACACCCAACGCACACAUUCAUAAACCAACGAAUGCUCCUAGAACCUCCCACCCACUUCGGCCAGGGUGGAGCUAGCCUGGCCCGCUAGCAAAAGUGCAGAGAGUAUGGGAUCCGGCCCAGUGUUCUCGCUUUGCCGGCUCUCCGCCUCAAGACACCCCAAGUCCUCACCCUCCCCAACCCUCCCAAGAGCACUGAGGACUCAACCCCGGUUAAGGGCGGACAUUUGCUAUUUUCUGAGAUGUAUAUGUAUAUUUUUCUAAACUCUAUAAGUGACGGGAAGAGACUCGGAGACAUCGAAACACGCAAAGCAAAUAAACAAAUACACCGAACCAAGUCCCCCAGUCACCCUCUAGACCUUUUUCUCCCGUCCUGCGGCUCCCCGCCCCCGCGCCCUACCCUAGGCUCUCACUACUGUUUGUUCCCGGCAAGCAGGGAGGGAGUGGGUGAAGGAAGUGUUGUUAUGGUAGGGGAGCCGCCUGCAGCGCCUGGGCCCUUCUUCUGGGGACCGCCGAGUCGCGCCAGCUGCAGGAUGGGAUGGGAAGAGGGACCGG
Messenger RNA from Phascolarctos cinereus (koala), 1854 nucleotides. RefSeq names its product NK6 homeobox 1 (gene NKX6-1). Lineage: Eukaryota; Metazoa; Chordata; Mammalia; Diprotodontia; Phascolarctidae. Gene Ontology annotation, cellular component: nucleus. Gene Ontology annotation, biological process: regulation of transcription by RNA polymerase II; cell differentiation. The record is from RefSeq and is a predicted model, not a curated record. Gene Ontology annotation, molecular function: RNA polymerase II cis-regulatory region sequence-specific DNA binding; DNA-binding transcription factor activity, RNA polymerase II-specific.